AACACAAUAUUUUCAAACGCUUAAGUGAACACAUCAAGUGUGUAGAGAAAAAAAUAAUAAAUCAGAAUAAAAAGCUCGGUGGAACUGAAACAAAAAGAAACAUCAGAAAAAAAUUAUUGAAGCAAAAAAUUAAAAAUAUAAAAAUUUUGUGAAGUGAUAAAAAGAAUUUAAAGCAAUCAAGAAAAAUAAUCAUGGCAUUGUUACCAGUUUUGUUAGACAUGGUUGAUGACAUUUACGAGAAUCUUGACAAUCCAGAGAAUACUAUGGGUGAUAUUCCAUUGCUGUUUGUACCACAUGGUAGAAGAAGAGGACGCGAUUGUCCAAGACGAAUGGAACAAAGUGAUGGAGAGUGUCCAAGAAAUAAGGAACAUAGUGAUGUGGAGGGUCAUGGACAUAGACAUUGUCAUGGUGGUGAAAAGCAUGGCAAGCAUGGUCAUGGACAUGGUGAGGGUCACAAACAUGCUCAUUCUCAUGGUGAGGGUCACAAACAUGCUCAUGGACACGGACAAGAACUCGGUCUUGGACAAGAAGAAAAACGCGAUGAAUCCCAUGGACGUAGACACUGCAGACGAAAGGAAAGACGUGGAGCAGAAGAAGGUCAUUGUCGUUUUGCAGAACUCAGAAAAGGAUUAUUCGGAAUGAGAGGAUGGGAAAAUUGUCCACGUUUUAAUGGCAGAGGAUGUCCACGUUUUGCAGGCAGAGGCGGUUGCCCAUGCAAGAAAACUUUAGCUGAAGACUUUAAAGUCACAUUUGACGUUAAAUCCUUUAAUCCUGAAGAAAUCUCAGUGAAAGUAAAAGGACGUGAGAUCUUCGUUGACGGUAAACAUGACGAGCGUGCGGAUGAACAAGGCUUUGUGUCACGUCAAUUUACAAGAAGAUUCAUUGUGCCUGAUGAGUUUGACACUGAUACUAUUGCUACAUAUUUAGACAUCGAAGGACGUAUGACUAUUGUAGCUUCUAAGCCAAAGCCUCCAGUUGACGAUUCAACUGAACGAAUCAUUCCAAUUGAGCGUGUAGCAAAAGUUCAAGAUGAAGUUGUUGACUUGUCAGAGUCAUCUGAUACUGAUAAAAUGGAUGAAGACACCAAUGACUCAAAGAAGAAUUAAUAAGAUGGAAUUAUGGAAUAUUUAUAUCAAUUAUUCAACUAUAUUAUUCGUUAGACUGUAGCUUAUAUUUAUCAUCAAUGUUGCAUGCAUGCAUCUACACUUUAUGGAUCAAAAAAUAUUUUUAAAAUGUGAUAAAAAUGUUAAAAAAAUUAUUUAAAAAAUGACAAAAAAAAUUAAAUUUUAAGACACA
Messenger RNA from Chironomus riparius, 1296 nucleotides. The record is from the annotation of a GenBank genome assembly. Lineage: Eukaryota; Metazoa; Arthropoda; Insecta; Diptera; Chironomidae.